Epinephelus lanceolatus (giant grouper) is the source of this 4146-nucleotide messenger RNA. NCBI's taxonomy places the organism in Eukaryota, Metazoa, Chordata, Actinopteri, Perciformes, Serranidae. The record is from RefSeq and is a predicted model, not a curated record.
AUGAGGGUGGGAAAAGACACCGACUGGUAUUACGUAAUCUACAGGGAUGGUCAAGGAUUUCUACCCUACAGCUCAGAUAAGAGAUAUACAUCACAAUCUCUGUCGACAGACGACAGUGGUGAAUACCAGUGCAUUGGUGAUCACAAGCGCUCAGCAUAUUCAAGAAAAGAAAGUAAUAAAGUCUCUCUAACUGUAUCAGACAAAGAUGUGAUCCUGGAAAGUCCUGCGUCCACUGUGUUUGAAGGAGAAUCAGUGACCCUGCGCUGUCGACAUCGUACUCAGACAAAGGAGAAGAAUGCUGUUUUCUACAAAGACGGAUCACCUAUUGAAAGAGACACAAACCAUCAGUCAGCGAUGUCUUCAGAAAACACAGUUCAAGUCAUUUCAGAUGGGAGCUCUUACAUGUGUAAAUUUGAGGACGAAGAAUCUGAACCAGUAAAACUCAAAAUGGAACCACAACCAAAGGCCAGACUGAGCAGACACUUUCCAUCAGGGGGCAGUGUGAUGCUGACCUGCUCUGUGAGCCCAUCAUCAUCAUCAUCAUCAUCAUCAUCUGGUUGGAAAUACUUCUGGUACAGAGGCAAGAAAACCUCUGAACCUCUGACCACACAAGAUGUUGUCUUCCUCUCAAAUGACACAAUCAGUGUCUCACAGGGAGGACUCUACUGGUGCAGAGGAGGAAGAGGAGAUCCACUUUACUACACAGAGUACAGUGAUGCAGUCGUCACAAACAGAGCUGUUGUGACCCUGCGACCCAACUGGCCUGAGAUAUACUAUCUGGAGACGAUCACACUUACAUGUGAAAUUGAAGAUGGAGGAGACGCUGAGUGGGAGUAUGAGUGGAUGACACCCCGCUCAUACAGACCUGAAAAACAAAAGGAAAACAUGAUUAGAAAUGUGAUGUCAUCAUACAACAGAGACUACAGGUGUAUGGGCACACUGAAACAUGAAAAGUCUUCAACAGAGUGGAGUGAUGCUUUCACAUUGAGAGUAUCUGAUCAUAAACCUCAGCCUGUCCUCACUGUGUCUCCAUUAUGGCUGAGUCCUGGAGCCUCAGUAACUCUGAACUGCAGUGUUAAACAUCCAUCUGCAGGAUGGAGGUUCUUCUGGUAUAAGGCUGUUCCCAGACUGUCAGACAACUCCUACAGCUAUGAGCUGAUACCUGGCAGCAUCAAUGGGACUAAACAGGAUUCCUACAUUGUUGAUGGACAGACACACACAGCAGGAUAUGUGUGCAGAGCUGGAAGAGGAGAUCCAGUGUAUUAUACUCAUUACAGUGAACCUAAGUUUGUCUGGUCUGGAGAUUCUCAUUCAGCAGCGUCUCUCACAGUGAGUCCUGACAGAAUGCAACACUUCAGCAGAGAGCCUGUGUCACUGAGCUGUGAGGGAAACUCUACUGAGUGGAGAAAAGUCAAAAGGUCUCAGAGCAGCAGUCGGGGCCCUGCUACAGACCACAUGAUCAACCAGGAUGAAACUCAGCUCAAAGAAUAUGCUCCUCCUCUCCAUGGUGAAUCCAACGAUGUCACAUAUUCUGUGGUUGAGCUCAAAAACAUCACUAAAAAGGGGAACAAAAAAGAGAAGCCAGAGGAGAACGCAGUUUACUCAGAUGUGAAGAUAAGAUCAGCUACAGACGACAAUGUGAUGUAUGCCCAGGUGAACUUUCACAGUAAAGCCAAGAGAGACAAAGAAGCAUUUCUCAGAGGCAGAGUAACAGUCGUGAGUGUGAAGAUGGGGCACACUCUGCUCUGUGUGCUGGGGGUUUUCUCACUGAAUUUACUCCUCUACUGUGGACAUGCUCAAGAUGCUGUGCUGACCAUUGAACCAAACUGGUCCACUUUAUUUACCGGAGAGUCUGUUACCUUCAUAUGUGACAUGAGGGAAGAAGAAGACACCGACUGGUAUUACAAAAUCAAGAGGGAUCAUCAAGAAUUUCUCCCCUUCAACCCCGAUAAGAGAUAUACAUCACAAUCUCUGUCGACAGACGACAGUGGUGAAUACCAGUGCAUUGGUGAUCACAAGCGCUCAGCAUAUUCAAGAAAAGAAAGUAAUAAAGUUUCUCUAACUGUAUCAGACAAAGAUGUGAUCCUGGAAAGUCCUGCGUCCACUGUGUUUGAAGGAGAAUCAGUGACCCUGCGCUGUCGACAUCGUACUCAGACAAAGGAGAAGAAUGCUGUUUUCUACAAAGACGGAUCACCUAUUGAAAGAGACACAAACCAUCAGUCAGCGAUGUCUUCAGAAAACACAGUUCAAGUCAUUUCAAAUGGGAGCUCUUACAUGUGUAAAUUUGAGGACGAAGAAUCUGAACCAGUAAAACUCAAAAUGGAACCACAACCAAAGGCCAGACUGAGCAGACACUUUCCAUCAGGGGGCAGUGUGAUGCUGACCUGCUCUGUGAGCCCAUCAUCAUCAUCAUCAUCAUCAUCAUCAUCAUGUUGGAAAUACUUCUGGUACAGAGGCAAUAAAACCUCUGAACCUCUGACCACACAAGAUGUUGUCUUCCUCUCAAAUGAAACAAUCAGUGUCUCACAGGGAGGACUCUACUGGUGCAGAGGAGGAAGAGGAGAUCCACUUUACUACACAGAGUACAGUGAUCCAGUCGUCACAAACAGAGCUGUUGUGACCCUGCGACCCAACUGGCCUGAGAUAUACUAUCUGGAGACGAUCACACUUACAUGUGAAAUUGAAGAUGGAGGAGACGCUGAGUGGGAGUAUGAAUGGAUGACACCCCGCUCAUACAGACCUGAAAAACAAAAGGAAAACAUGAUUAGAAAUGUGAUGUCAUCAUACAACAGAGACUACAGGUGUAUGGGCACACUGAAACAUGAAAAGUCUUCAACAGAGUGGAGUGAUGCUUUCACAUUGAGAGUAUCUGAUCAUAAACCUCAGCCUGUCCUCACUGUGUCUCCAUUAUGGCUGAGUCCUGGAGCCUCAGUAACUCUGAACUGCAGUGUUAAACAUCCAUCUGCAGGAUGGAGGUUCUUCUGGUAUAAGGCUGUUCCCAGACUGUCAGACAACUCCUACAGCUAUGAGCUGAUACCUGGCAGCAUCAAUGGGACUAAACAGGAUUCCUACAUUGUUGAUGGACAGACACACACAGCAGGAUAUGUGUGCAGAGCUGGAAGAGGAGAUCCAGUGUAUUAUACUUAUUACAGUGAACCUAAGUUUGUCUGGUCUGGAGAUUCUCAUUCAGCAGCGUCUCUCACAGUGAGUCCUGACAGAAUGCAACACUUCAGCAGAGAGCCUGUGUCACUGAGCUGUGAGGGAAACUCUACUGAGUGGAGAGUGAGCAGGUUUUCUGUAGAUGGCUACCCGAGACACUGUUCUUCUUCUUCUUCUUCUUCUUCUUCUUCUUCUUCUUCUUCUUCCUGGGGGAACAUGACUGGAUCCAGAUGCAACAUGGACCGUUACUGGCAGAGUGGAGUCUACUGGUGUGAGUCUGAAACAGGACAGUUCAGCAAUGCAGUCAACAUCACUAUACAGUACGGUGAUAUUAUCCUGGUGAGCCCUGUCCAUCCUGUUACUGAGGGAGAUUCUGUCACUCUUGGCUGCAAAUUGAGGACAGAAAAAGUUCCUUAUAAUGUGGAUUUCUAUAAAAAUGACAAACUCAUCCAGAGUGUUACUGGAGGGGAGCUGACUAUCUCUGCAGUGUCAAAGUCUGAUGAAGGCUUUUAUAAAUGUAAAGGAAAAGAUUCACCACAAGGUUUGCAGAGAUGGACGUCACCAGAGAGUUGGAUGUCAGUAAAAUCAGCGUCCAGGCCUGAACAAAGCUCUCCAUUUCCUGUGCUGUUGAUUGUUGGGCUGGUUGGUGGAGUUUCACUGAUUCUUCUCCUGCUGCUGUUUGUGUGUCGCUACACAAAGUCAAAAGAUUCAUGCUUUAUGAGGUCUCAGAGCACCAAUCAGGGUCCUGCUCCAGACCACAUGAUCAACCAGGAUGAAAUGCAAGGCAGAGAGUAUGCUUCUCUUCUCCACGGUGACGUCUGUCUCUAUGAAACAAUCAGAGGUUCUGAAGAACUUGAACACGGGAGGAAUAAUGAGCCAGAGGAGCACGAAUACUCAAAUGUGAUGACAGGAUCAGCUGCAGAUCUCCAGAUCAAUAAAGAGAUCUGCAUCAACAAAACCCACAGAAUGGAUGACAUGAUAAACUAA